AUGCAGACUCUGGCGCCCUCUCGAGAUCCGAUAGUUUUGGGUGGCAGACCUGUGGCGGGCGCAGCACCUGUGGGGACGAAGAGGGAAGCGAGAAAAAUGACGAGGCUGCUGGAAAAAGAAGAUCUUGGUGGAGAUGAUGUAGUAGAGGAUAACACAAAGGGACUUGCGAGGGAUUUUCUAUCGCCAAAAUCGGCUCUAGAAGGAACAAUUGACGAGGAGGAUGUUGGAAGCCAAAAACAAGAAAGACACGAAGAAGUAGAAAGACACGAAUUCGAAGAUCCACCUCUUAUUUCAGAUGUCGCACCACUGUUGAACGAGGUCCUGCGACCUCCGAGACGCCUGCAAACAGGUGGUGUUGCUGUCAGCACAGGAGAAAAAGAUGCUUUCGCAAGUCCUAGUUCCACAGAAACUACUGAGACCAGUCCCAUCUUCGGCAUUGGAGUCAAGAUAAAGCCGGUCGAUGAAGUGCUAGCUCCAGCUGGUACAGGAGGUGAGGGCUCUUCAGGUAGUGAAAACGACAUCAACUACGCAGGAGGAGCAAAAGACCAGGGCAGCGAUGGUUACCAACAAGAACACCGACCGCCAGUACGGACGGGACCAAGAAGGUCUCCGCCCACCUCAGCGCGGACAUCAUCAACAUCUUCAACAUCUGCAUCCUACAACGCCCACUGGGGUGUGAUUCUGCAGUUUAUCGCAAUCAUUUUGGCAAGCAACAAAAGUUGUCUCCUUCAGCAUGCUUUGCAGCGGUGUGACGGCAUAUCCC
Molecule: messenger RNA, 763 nt
Organism: Amoebophrya sp. A25
Lineage: Eukaryota; Dinophyceae; Syndiniales; Amoebophryaceae
Source: the annotation of a GenBank genome assembly